Symbiodinium sp. CCMP2456 is the source of this 621-nucleotide messenger RNA. The record is from the annotation of a GenBank genome assembly. NCBI's taxonomy places the organism in Eukaryota, Dinophyceae, Suessiales, Symbiodiniaceae.
GUUUCCUGUCACCUCAGCUAGAGCAGAUGCCGGAGCACACUCUCAUGGUUCAGAACGUGGCCAUCAGACAGCUGCAGGAGGCCGCGCGCGCCUCCGGGGACCGCCUUUUCCAGGUCUCCGAGGAAGUCCCCGAAGACCUGUGGCUGGUGAACGGUGCAGUGGAGCCUGUUCUGACCGUGUCCUCGACGGAAUGGCAUCGGUUGCGCUUGGUAAUGGCCGGAGUUUCGAGGUGGCUCUGGCUGGAUUUCGGGCAGUGCCAGGUCGCGCUGCUCGCAAAAGAUGGCAUCUACAUCGACGACUUCCCACGAUGGAUCUCGCACGUCUCCCUGCCCCCCGGAGGGCGGGCCGACGUCGUCGCACGCUGCCCCGGCAGCAAAGACGGCUUGGAGCACACGGUGAACUCCCACGACUGGCCUGGUGUUUGGCCGAAAUCCUACGUGGGGCCCCUCUUCUCCAUCCGGUCCUUUCAGGGCUCCAAGAGCGCCCCAAAACGGGAGCACCUGGAGCCCUGGCGUCCCCAGAGAAGACCUGGAUAUCUUCGGGACCUGCGCGAUCAAAGCGCCGACUGCGCCUGCAAGACUAUGCUUCAUAUGAGGUGGAUCGAUGAUUUGCUCUUCCGAG